AUGUAUUUGUCUCAGAUCUUCUUCGCUGCAUUGGUCACUGCUUUACCAAGUAUUCUGUUUGAUCGCGCUAUCUUACCAGAAGUUUCCAUUCCUGUUGAUUUCUCUUUCGAAGUCCAAGUUCCCACAACGUUGACCUCUACGUCAUCUAGACCCCUGGCUCUCCUUGUCAACAGCUAUCAGUUCAGUAUUCCUCAAACAUCCAAAUCCGGAACUCUUGUUUCAUGGUUGGCAAACUAUGCAGCCGGUAAUGCAUACAACACACAAGUCACUUCCAUCGAUCCUUCUGCUCCUCGAAACAUCACCACAAUAUCUCAGUCCACAUCAAAGGAUGGCGGUAAUUCGUUCACCAAUGCUACUGCGCUAGCUGAUGGUACCAAAGCGCGCGUUGUCACCACAUCUUUCUCCUCAGGCAACGCGGCUUCAGCGGCUGCUGGUGCUCUCGAUGGUACUGGGACGACAUCCACUUCCUCUUCCGGUAGCUCCAACAGUACAGCUGUAGCAAUUGCCAAUGCCCUCGGUGACGUGAUCAUCAUGACCUCGGCCAACACUGUCACUGCUCUGGACUCGCAAUCAAUCAUGAAUGCCAGGGGCGCUGAGACCGCUUCCUCCUGUGCAGCAGACUCUGGCCCCGCCGCUUCUGCGGAAGCCGAGGUAGUCAACGAAUUGCUCAUUCCAAUAGGCGAGAGCCCGAACGGGUCGAACAUGUACUGGCUCAAGAGCAGUGCAUAUGCAGCGUGUGCAGCCGGAGUUGAUGCACCGAGCCAGGGUGGUAGUUCAAGCAGCGGUUCCCAAGCAUCUUUGACUGGAGUCAAGUCGACAGUAACAUGUAAUGGUAUCACAAGUAGCCAGCAACAGACGAGUACGACAUUCAAGGUUAUGGUUAGAGGGAGGUAUACGUUAUUGAAGGGGUUCAGCGGUGCGGUCGGGGGACAAAGGGUUGCGAGUAGUACGUCAAAAUGCUAG
Ascochyta rabiei is the source of this 963-nucleotide messenger RNA. RefSeq lists its product as uncharacterized. Bases 1 to 963 code for a protein of 320 amino acids. The record is from RefSeq and is a predicted model, not a curated record. The transcript has a single exon. Lineage: Eukaryota; Fungi; Ascomycota; Dothideomycetes; Pleosporales; Didymellaceae.